Aureobasidium melanogenum CBS 110374 is the source of this 663-nucleotide messenger RNA. RefSeq lists its product as uncharacterized. The coding region runs from base 1 to 663 and encodes 220 amino acids. Gene Ontology annotation, biological process: positive regulation of DNA-templated transcription, elongation; mRNA export from nucleus. Gene Ontology annotation, molecular function: mRNA binding. The record is from RefSeq and is a predicted model, not a curated record. Lineage: Eukaryota; Fungi; Ascomycota; Dothideomycetes; Dothideales; Saccotheciaceae. The transcript has 2 exons. Gene Ontology annotation, cellular component: THO complex part of transcription export complex.
AUGGAUGCCCGCGCCUUCAUUACUGAUGAAUUCCUUCAGUCCGUCUUGCAUGCUGCCGCCGAGGCUCGCCAACAAUGCCUGCACAUGCUCGACUUCAUCGACCAGAACCGCGCCGCUCAGCCUGACCCCGAUGCUGAGAUGCAACUCAGUCGCCAGCAGAAAAUUCUUCAUGCCAACCUGGCCAAACUACGCGGUCUCAAUCGCCGCGCCGUUCUCGACACCCGCAACUUCAAACAGCAAACCCAAGAAGCAAAGUCCGAAAUUGAUUCCCUGCACCUCCACUUGCAGAACCUGUACUACGAACAGCGCCACCUCAUUGGGGACAUUGCUGCUUGCCAGGGCUACAAUCACAAGUACCAGACCCUACCCUUGAUUCCCGUCGACGAAAUUCUUGCUGCCAACCCCGAACUUGCCGGCGCAGAUGAACACGACCUCAUGGUUGCUCGGAUCAACCACGAACAUGCCGAGCGCCAAACUCUGGAAGAGCAACGCCAAGGACUACUUAAGAAAAAGCAGAGUCUGAUCGCCGACAACAACAAGAAGAAAGACGAGCUGGCUGCACUGGACAAGGAGAUUGAAAAGUUCCUUGGCUCUGCUACUUUGGUCCAGCAAAAGUUCGACCAACACGACCAACAAAUUCAAAAGGCUGCGGCUUCAGCUUGA